This is a messenger RNA of Hypanus sabinus (Atlantic stingray), 7346 nucleotides long. RefSeq names its product cadherin-6-like. The transcript is spliced from 12 exons. Gene Ontology annotation, biological process: adherens junction organization; calcium-dependent cell-cell adhesion; homophilic cell-cell adhesion. Gene Ontology annotation, molecular function: calcium ion binding; cadherin binding. NCBI's taxonomy places the organism in Eukaryota, Metazoa, Chordata, Chondrichthyes, Myliobatiformes, Dasyatidae. Gene Ontology annotation, cellular component: adherens junction; plasma membrane; catenin complex. Bases 587 to 2971 code for a protein of 794 amino acids. The record is from RefSeq and is a predicted model, not a curated record.
ACUUGCAAAUUCCUCAGCCCUGAAAGACACAGGAUUCCCACUGCCCCGUCGUCCGUGCAGAGCACAGACUGCACAGCAAGCCUACAGCCUUGUCAGUCCUUCAGGCAGAUGCUAUUAUUAAUAAUAAUAAUCAGAGAACCGAAUGGUCACCAAUCAACAAGCUGACGGGCAGAGAGAAAUCUACCCCCCCCCCCCUCCCCUCACUCUACCACCUCUCGCUCUCUAUCUCUCUCGGCUGCGGGUCGCUGCUUCCAAGUGCCAAAUAAAGGAGUGAUGCUACGACCAGAUGCCUGAACUAGACAGAAGAAGAAGUCAGCCUUGCUAUCUCAACAUUCCGAAAGCAACCGCAGCGCUGAACAGCAGCGCCUUACUUUAGCGGUACUCUAGCCAGCCACAUCAACCUACCUGAUGGACAAUGCGCGUUAGAGAAAUUGUCUGAAACUAAGCAUUUGAAAAUUGAUUGAAGAUCUUGCAGUUUAGCAAUGGAGCAAAAAGGUUAGUUGGAGAGACACCGCUUGGUGACAGAUACCUGGAGCCCAGCCAACCCACCCAGUUAGAUUCUGCAGUCUUCAACGCAGGGAGAAGAAUGGCGACACCGAGCUGCUGCUGGCUGCUAAUGUUGCUCUGGGUCUGUCUUCUCGAGCCCAGCCAGCCAAGUCCUCUGUCGGAAAGGACUACUGAAGUGAUGCAGGAUGGCAUACCAGAGGAAUCAUCGGGUAGCAAGCUCACCGUGCUGCACCGCUCUAAACGAGGCUGGAUGUGGAAUCAGUUCUUUUUACUGGAGGAAUAUACUGGGUCAGAGCCACAAUACGUAGGCAAGCUACACUCUGACGUAGACAAGGGAGAUGGAACACUGAAAUAUAUUUUGUCCGGAGAUGGUGCUGGUACAGUUUUCAGUAUUGAUGAAAACACUGGGGAUAUUCACGCCUUAAAGAAAAUGGACCGGGAGGAAAAGUCUUUUUAUACAUUACGAGCCCAAGCCAUUGAAAGGCGGACUGGCAGACCUGUGGAACCGGAAUCCGAGUUUAUCAUUAAAAUCCAUGAUAUCAAUGAUAAUGAACCAAAGUUUUCAAAGGAAACGUACAUGGCUACUAUUCCAGAAAUGUCUGAUGUUGGUACAUCUGUAAUUCAAGUCAUAGCUACGGAUGCUGAUGACCCCACUUACGGAUACAGUGCCAGGGUGGUCUACAGUAUUUUACAAGGCCAGCCCUAUUUUUCCGUUGAGUCAGACACAGGUAUUAUUCGAACAGCUUUACCAAACAUGGACAGAGAAGCAAAGGAACAAUAUCAAGUGAUCAUCCAGGCAAAGGAUAUGGGAGGCCAGAUGGGGGGAUUAUCAGGGACAACAUCUGUGAACAUCACACUCACUGAUGUCAAUGACAAUCCUCCAAGAUUUCCACAAAGUGUAUACCAAAUGAGUGUUCAAGAGUCUUUCCAAGAAGGUGCGGCUGUUGGUAGAAUCAAAGCAUUUGAUGCAGAUAUUGGGGAGAAUGCAGAGGUUAAUUAUCGCAUCAUUGAUGGUGACGGGAUGAACAUGUUUGACAUCAUCACAGAUGAGGCUUCGCAAGAAGGCAUCAUUCUCGUGCGAAAGAUGUUGGACUAUGAGAGCAAGAAAAGCUACACCUUGAAAGUAGAAGCACAGAACAGUCACCUUGAUGCUCGAUUUCUCUACCUGGGUCCAUACAAAGACACGGCCACAGUUAGAAUUACAGUUGAGGAUGUGAAUGAGCCACCAGUGUUCAGCAGACCCUUUUACAUGCUGGAGGUGUAUGAAGACGUUGAUGUGGGGACUAUCAUUGGCACAGUUACUGCCCAGGAUCCUGACGCAUCUCGUAACCUCAUCAGUUAUUCAAUCGAUCGCCACACUGAUUUGGACAGGUACUUCAACAUAUACUCUAUGAACGGAUCAAUUGUUACAUUAAAACCACUUGACCGGGAGGAAACAUCAUGGCAUAACAUUACAAUAAUAGCAACUGAGACAAUUACAGAAGAAUCUAAACAAAGUAGCCGUGUACCAGUUCAAAUCAAGGUUUUGGACGUCAAUGACAAUGCACCAGAAUUUCCAAAGGUUUAUGAGACGUUUGUAUGUGAAAAUGCAAAGGCUGGCCAGCUGAUCCAAACUAUCAGCGCUGUGGAUCAAGACUCCCCACCAAGUGGGUCCAGGUUCUUCUUCAGCUUGACUCCAGAAGCUGCUAAUAACCCUAACUUCACAGUCCAGGAUAAUGAAGAUAACACAGCAGGGAUUCUCACCAGGAGAGGAGGAUUUAGCCGUCAAGAAAUGAACACCUACCUUCUGCCAGUUUUCAUUUCUGACAAGGAACAUCCUAUUCAGAGCAGCACCAAUACCCUUCUGAUUCGAGUGUGUGCCUGUGAUAGUGAUGGCACCAUGCAGUCCUGCAAUACUGAAGCUAUAAUCCUUCCUCCUGGGCUCAGCACUGGAGCCCUCAUCGCCAUUCUGCUGUGCAUCAUUAUUCUGCUCGUUAUUGUGGUGCUCUUUGCUGCCAUGCGAAAGCAGAGGAAAAAGGAACCUCUUAUCAUUUCCAAAGAGGACAUCCGAGACAACAUCGUCAGCUACAACGAUGAGGGUGGUGGCGAGGAAGACACCCAAGCCUUCGACAUCAGCACACUGCGGAAUCCUGAGGUUAUCGAAGAUACACAGUUACGGAGGGAUAUCAAACCCGAGAACUUCCUUCUACCUCGGCCAAACCCCCCAAUACCAGACAACACCGAUGUCAGAGAUUUCAUCAAUCAGAGGCUAAAGGAGAAUGAUACAGAUCCCAGUGCCCCUCCUUAUGAUUCUCUAGCAACAUACGCCUAUGAAGGAAAUGGUUCCAUAGCAGAAUCGCUCAGCUCCUUGGAAUCAGUUACCACAGAGACAGAUCAAGAUUAUGAUUACUUGAGUGACUGGGGACCUAGGUUCAAAAAACUGUCAGACAUGUAUGGCGGAGAUGACAGUGACAGGGACUCUUAGCGACAAAAAUCAUUCCCUUCAGUUCAGCUUUCGACAGAACAGAGUAUUGCUGUGUAAACAUGCGGGCCAGUACUUUCUCCAAAAUCUAUCUCACUAAAACAUUUAUUGUGUACUGUUGAACUUUUAUUCCAUAUAUUCAUGGCUUCAGAAUGGUUCCAGUGUGAAAAGUGUGUAACUUUUGCUUCAUUUAAUGAGCAUUCCCAAGAAGGCAACUCUAUGAGAAUUUAUACUUUAACUCUAUGCCUACACGACCCACUGUUGCACUAGUGGAGACACAUGUUAUAUUGAUCAUUUUGUUUCUAAAAUAGAAAUAAUUCACAGGUAUUAUUGUCUACACAGAAGAAUAGAAAAUGUAAUAAAAUAGGGAUGUGCGCAGAACAAGAUCUUAACAGCCAGGGGUAGAUUUGGAUGGUUUGGAGGAUUCAGGUUGGAGGCAGGCAUUAGACAUGAUCAUUGAUUCUUGUUUUCUGGGUUCAAAACUGACUUUUGCCUCUCAUCUCUGGUCCCAAAUUACAUGGAAACCAUUCAUAGGAGUAGCAGGCAAGCAAAAAAUAUCAACUCGAUUGGGAAACCCAAUAAAAUGUGCAACAAACCAACAAGCACUUUCCUAAGAAAUGAAAGAUUAUGUGUGUACCACUGAACAAGACUUGGUCUAAUAAAAGGCCCGGGAUCUAUCCCAGGUUCACAGUCUUAGACCUGCAAACCUGCUGGCCAGCACAUCCCUUUGGUGAAUUUAGUGAAUUAGAUGUUUGAGCUGAACGUGUGGUCAAGUCAACUGUUUUCUUUCACAAUGUACUGUACUGUAAUUUAGAUUCAAUAUACACUGAUGUAUACAUAUUGUAUGCAGAGCUGUAUUAUGUAGUGUGGAUGUAAAUCACUACAGGUGCAUCUUAAAACUAAGUUAAUUGGCUGGAUGUAGUUGACAGUUUGAAGUGCAGCAGAUCUGAGCUGCAAAUUUAACCUAACGACAUAAGGUUCCCAUUUAGUUUACUACCUAAAACGUUCACCUCCUGUUGCAAAACUAAGAAUCGGGUCAGAAUUGCAGAUUCCCAAGGAAGCACCAAUGAUUCAACUUGAGCACGCUUACCUGUGGACUGGAGGAGACAUCUUUCAUUGAAUGCUCCACUCCUAACGGCCAAUGUAAAGUUAGUCUGAACGGGCCCUUUCGUUGGACUUGUCACCAUAAAUCGUCACAGCGGCAUCUUCUCAAAGGCCAGCAAAAUUAUCCAAUAAAUUCACUCCAUCUUCGUUACUGCAAAACCUAAGCAGCACUCUGGUGUUUACAAAGCAUCAUUAAAUGGAGUUCUGUCAAAAGGGGAUUCAAUAAAUAUAAUUUAAAUUCUUUAAAACCAUUUAUCCUGUUUGCAACAUCCAUCAGAUAAGUGGAUGAUGAUGUAAAUCUCAUCUUUGAUACAAGGGGAACAGAAGCCCAAGUGACCCUUUGCUGAAAUUUAGAUUUUUUUUUGCAAUUUGAGAUUGUGGUGAUGGACAGACCACAGAAGACAUUUCAGACCACUUGCUGUUUCAGAAGGAACCACUCACAGUUCGGAAAUUUGCCAAGCCUUUGCCAAGCUUACAGCUUUGCAUUGGCCCUGCCUUUGUAUUGUGUAAGAUUGACAUUUGAUUGAGGGAUAGAAAGAGGGAAGAACUGCGGUUACCUUUAAGGGCAAGUCCACAGGAGCUCUGACUCCCAAACUAACCAAACCUUUAAGGAUGCAAUAUAAAUUUAUAAAAUCUCUUUUUCACUUUGAAUUAGCCUGGUGCCUAAAUUGGGAAAUGUUGAUCAAGGAACCAAACCAACAUCUCCUGGCUGAUUUGCACCUAACAAAACUGAAAUGUCACCAGGUUUUCAUUAAGAUGCAUAAGUGCUCACAUUCUGUGAGCGUGUUCUGGAGGUUUUCCUUGCCAGUGCAAAUGAUAAGAUGGUUCAGUUGGAACCACUUGGAAAUGUAACUGGCGAUUUUCUGAAGUGAACAUUCAAAAAAUUAAUUUAUUAUUCUGCAUUCGAAACAUAAUAGAAUUUCAGGGGAUUACUGCAGAAAAAAAUAAUGAUUUUUUUUCCCAUGGAGACAAAAUAUAACCGUGGAAAUUGAACUUGAUGAGAUUAUUAAUGGGAUGUGGAAAUGUUAGGCAUAUUUCAAAUGUCAUUUCAAUGUGGACCCAAAGAUCCAUUGUUUCUGUUCACAUUGUUUCAAUUUAAUGUUCCAGAUUUCUAGUAACUAGAAUUUAAAGGUACACACCUUGUUAAUGUACUGCACUUUUGUGAAAGGAUUCCUACGAUAUUAUGAUUUUACUUAAUCUAUGUAAAUCUGAAAGAUAAGGCUUCUCUUCUGCAAUAUCACUGCCAGCUUCUUUGACUCAGUCUUAGGUUGAACAUUUUGGGCUUUUGUGCAAGAUAAAACCGAUGGACAAGAAUCUAGAGUCUACUUUGACAGAAAUGAUACACAAAAAAAGCAGCUUCAAGAAAUCCCAUAAUUGAAAUCAGAGUUGAACAAUGGGUACCCAAUACUUGUGUCCAGUCUGAGAAUUAUAUCAGCUCUACUGAAGCCCAGAUCCUCAACCUCCAACCAAGAGAAGGAAACUCAAACACGACUCAGAGGCACUCAGCAGAAUCUCUAUCAGCAAGUUCCCAAGGCAAAAUAUUUCAUGUCUACCAAAGGAAAAUUACCCAGGGGACCGAGAGAUAUAAUUAGGGGUUAGCCAUUAAGAAACCAUCCUUACACAAGGUGGGGGAUUGUAGUGGAUGGAAUAAAAGAAACGGGGGAAAAAAAACCCUACCAACUGUCCAGUAGGCAUGCUGUUUACAUAUUUUAUGCUAAAAUAGUUCAUAAAUAUUCAAAUUGGAUUCAUUGACCAAUUACACUCUAGGAACAUUUUGAUCAACUAACUGAGGUAAUUGAGAUUACAUACAUUCUGGAUCCAUUUGUUCUAUUUCAAUCAUACAUAAAGAAACAUUUUUUAAGUUGAGUGUUACUUUAAAAUCCAUAACUGUACUCAUUGUCCAGUUUGGAUUAGCUUAGACAAUCUUAACAAAUAAUUAACAUUUUGGCUCAUGAAAUUUUGAGAGACUUUUUUUUUGUUUCACUUGGGCACUGAAUAUUUUAAAUCUAUUCAGUCAAAAACAGAAUAAUCCAAUAAGAGUAUUUUAAAUCUUCUGGCACUUGAAAAAAAAUCAAUUUCUUUCCAUCAAUUUAGCAUCCAUUAUGAAGAGAUUAUGCGAAGAGAAGUUGAUGUCCGGCUGUGGAAAUUAUUAGACCACAAGAACAUAAAAAAGGAGCAGAAUUAGGCUAUUUGACCAAUCGAGUCUGCUCCACUAUUUUAUCAUGGCUGAUCCAUUAUUUCUCUCAGCCCCAGUCUGCUGCCUUUCCCCCAUAUUCCUUCAUGCCUGACCAAUCAAUUUGUUAUCCUAACAAAUGCGUAGUAAUGUUAUGAUUUCACUCACUUUAGGUGCCAUAGAAUUCAAUUAUUUAACCAAUGUGAAGACUUACCUAUAUAAUCUAACAUGCUUAAGAAACAACACAGGUGUAAGACCCAAAUCACCAACUGGUUUGAGGCUAAAUGGGCCAGUGAGUAAUAGAAGUGAGGAAGGUUAUUUUGAAAAGUCAUCAACCUGUAAUAUUAACUCUACUCCUCCCUCCAAAGAUGCUACCCAUGCUGCUAAAUAUUUGCAGCAUUUUCUGUUUCUAUUACUCAACUUAAGGUUAAAGUGAAAUACCAAAGGACAUCUGUAUUACAAAGUACGUCAGUUGGGCAGAAAAAAAAUCCUUGGCCUUUUGCUUCAAGCAUACAAAAUAGAGGUGGUCCCAAGAUUUGGUUCCUUUGAUUUCAAUUCAAAACAAGAUUACCCACAUGCAUCAUAACAUCAUGUGCAUUUAGAGCGAGUGAUGGAUCAAGGAUCUCUACCCCAGUUUCCCAGGAUGGGAGAUAAAUGAGGGGAGGGGGAAUGACAGUAACUUCUCAUAUGCUACAUCUUCAUCUUCUAUAUAUUCAUUUUUGCAUGAUUAACUCCUAUCCGUUUUAAAUCUUAAACUCAAGUUUUUUUUUAAAUCACUAACCCAGUCAGAUGUCUUUUGAUAGUAUUGACCUGCCAGUUUAAAUAACGUUGUGGCUAUUAAUAUUAAUGUGAAAUAUUUCAAUGUGGCUGGGCCAGUUUGUACAACUGAAAAUAGCUAAUGCCAAUGAAGGAUCCUUGCUUAUGUUUCUGAUUGAUACCUGCUUUUUUUAUGAUUUCAAGAUCUGCAAAAAUAGUCACUGUUAGCAGCAUCUGUAUGUUUAGCAAACGGAAGAAAAUCUGAGUCAUUUUCUUUUGCUAAGUAACAUUUUGUACCAGGAUUAUUUAUAUGAUACUAUUCAAUAAAAUGUUUUUAUGUAUGGA